This is a messenger RNA of Raphanus sativus (radish), 186 nucleotides long. RefSeq lists its product as uncharacterized. The record is from RefSeq and is a predicted model, not a curated record. NCBI's taxonomy places the organism in Eukaryota, Viridiplantae, Streptophyta, Magnoliopsida, Brassicales, Brassicaceae. The annotation marks the transcript as partial. The transcript is spliced from 2 exons.
ACUGCGUACUCAACCGUUGCAGUCAUAGGAAUCCCAAGGUCAAUACUGCCUCGAGAUCCAGUGAUAUCAAUGAUUCUUCCAAGCUGCGACCAUUCAUCGAACCAAAAAGAAGUCCUUGCUCCACUGCGUAUUUCAAUCCGAGUAAGAGAGCUUGCGAGGUUCCUGGCCUGGCCAGAGAAAUGCUGA